AUGUUCUCUAGCCUCAGGAGCCUGUGGACUCAGGUAUUUCCCCCUCAACCCCUUUUCACAGAUAAGAACCUGCCGAGUCUUCUGGGAAAGGUCUACAUCGUAACAGGCUCAAACACCGGGAUUGGCAAGGAAGUAGCCCAGGUUUUCUACUCCAAAGAUGACAAGGUUUACGCAGCAGUGCGCUCAGAGGACAAGGUCAAUCACACGAUCGACGAGAUCAAAAGAGCCAAUCCCCAUUCCAAGGGUCAAUUGAUCUUCCUACCUCUGAACCUCAGUGACCUAGCCACUAUCAAAACGUCAGCCAAAAUCUUCCUCUCCAAGGAAGACAAGCUGCACGUCCUCUUCAACAAUGCUGGCGUCAUGACACUGCCCACUGGCUCCAAGACAGUCCAAGGUUUCGAGCUCCAGCUAGGCGUCAACGCCAUCGCCCCCUUUCUCUUUCCAAAACUACUAACCUCAACCCUCCUGUCUACGGCCAAGACUGAGCCCCGCAACACAGUUCGCGUGGUUUGGGUUUCAUCAGUGACCAUGGAGACUGGAGCUCCUAGAUCGGUCGGCAUACUCUUGGACAAACUGGACCAGCUGGCCAGCACUCACCUCUCCACAGCUGGAAAUUAUUUGUAUGCCGUUGAGUUUGCGAAACGGCACAAGGACGAGGGUGUUGUUAGUCUAGCACUUAAUCCGGGAAACCUUGCUUCAGAUCUGACACGGCAUCGGGCGUUGUUGCUGAAGCUUCUUCUGCGGCCGUUUAUAUAUCCACCUGUCUUCGGAGCUUAUACUGAGUUGUUUGCUGGGUUGUCGCGGGAGGUCACCAAUAAGGAGCCGGGGACUUGGAUCAUACCGUGGGGAAGAUUCGCUCCCGUUCGGAAAGAUUUGGUCGAGGCAACGAAGACCGAGGAGGAGGGGGGCAAUGGGACAGCGUUGAAGUUCUGGGAAUGGACUGAGAAGCAGAUCAAACCGUACCUUUAA
Paracoccidioides brasiliensis Pb18 is the source of this 969-nucleotide messenger RNA. RefSeq lists its product as uncharacterized. Bases 1 to 969 code for a protein of 322 amino acids. The transcript is spliced from 4 exons. The record is from RefSeq and is a predicted model, not a curated record.